Molecule: messenger RNA, 1182 nt
Organism: Cataglyphis hispanica
Lineage: Eukaryota; Metazoa; Arthropoda; Insecta; Hymenoptera; Formicidae
Exons: 9
Coding region: 1-1182 (393 amino acids)
Biological process (GO): detection of chemical stimulus involved in sensory perception of smell; sensory perception of smell
Cellular component (GO): plasma membrane
Molecular function (GO): odorant binding; olfactory receptor activity
Source: RefSeq, a predicted model, not a curated record
AUGAUCAGUGUCCAGGAUCAGUAUUUUAGUCUCAACCGUAUUCUUUUACUGAUAGUUGGUUUAUGGCCUUAUCAAAAAUCAAAACUUACUCGACUUCAGUUCAUCUGCUUUUUUAGUAUCUUGAUAAGCUUUAUUAUAUUUCAGUUUACAACAUUUAUAACUUCAAAAUGUACAGCAAAUUUUGUCAUCAGAGUAUUAUCUGUUGCAUUUGGUCUCAAUUGCAUGAUAAUAAAAUAUUAUUCGUUUUGGAUUAAUAGUGAAAUUGUGAAAGAUUUAAUAGAACAGCUUCAGCGUAUUUAUAAUGAUUUGGAAGACAGUAACGAAAUUGCCAUUAUAAAAAAAUACGGGCAAAACGCAACCUAUUAUACGUCUAUAUUGACAAUACUUUUUGUUUGCAGUAUAUUUAUUCUCGUUGAUGUCCAAGUGUGGCCGGACAUUUUGCAACUUAUUUCAUCCACAAACAAAUCUAGACCACGUCAGUUGCUAAUUUUGACUGAGUAUUUUGUUGAUCAAGAAAAAUAUUUCUAUUAUCUGCUACUACAUAUAAAUGCGGCUACUUGCAUAGGGUUUGUUGUAUUGGUAGCGACAGGGUCAAUGUUCAUUGCAUAUUUUCAAUAUAUAUGCGCAAUGUUUACAAUUGCUAGGUAUCGCAUCGAAAACGCAAUAAAGAUUCAAAUAUCGCAGGAUAUUAUUAAGCAUAACAAGAAUUUAAUAUAUACGAGUAUAAAAAGUGCCGUAGAUAUUCAUCGAAAAGCUAUGGCGUUAUGCAUAAAUCUAAUAUCUAAAUUUGAGAUAACAUUUUUCUUUUUAAUACUAUUCGGAGUGAUGACUUUAAGCCUGAAUAUUUUUCGAAUUUUUCAGAUUGCAUCAUCAACAUAUAAUGCUGACGAACUCUCUAUAUCCUUUACAGCUGGAUUUAUUAGUCUUUUAUAUAUGUUUGUAGCAAACUUAGUCGGACAAGAAAUUACGGAUCAUUAUAAUUAUAUAUUUAUUUCUGCAUAUAAAAUUCAAUGGUAUAUAGCUCCGCUAGACAUAGAAAAGUUGAUACUAAUUCUUAUACAAAGAAGUAACAAGAGUUUUGGUCUAAAUAUUGGUGGAUUAUUUGUAGCAUCUAUACAAUGUUUUGCCACGCUAGCAAACUCAUCUUUAUCCUAUUUUACAGUCAUGUAUUCUGUACAAUGA